Messenger RNA from Megalobrama amblycephala (Wuchang bream), 1709 nucleotides. RefSeq names its product linkage group 8 C1orf210 homolog (gene lg8h1orf210). Gene Ontology annotation, molecular function: protein binding. The coding region runs from base 260 to 1309 and encodes 349 amino acids. The record is from RefSeq and is a predicted model, not a curated record. NCBI's taxonomy places the organism in Eukaryota, Metazoa, Chordata, Actinopteri, Cypriniformes, Xenocyprididae. The transcript has 5 exons.
UGUUAACUGCAAGGUGAAACAGAAGAAGCAGUGACCCAUUGACAUUCAGUUACUAAUUAACUUUCUCUGAGAAUGGCAUGCUAUAGACACACCUCACACCUGCAACCUUUGCACAACCUACCUGCCAUUUCCUUAAUCUUGGAAAUGGCUAACAAAAAUGAACCUGUCCAUGAUACAAUGUGACGUCUGAAGAGAAAAAACUUCAGUUUUGAUAUAUUUUUAAUAACCGGAAGAACCAAAUCUCAGGAAGCAGGAAAACAUGGGGUCUGCUACACACACAGUGUGUGUGCUCCUGUGUUUUUGGGUCUCAGGAUCAUGCUACACACUCCAGACCGUGGGUCCAUGUACGGUCAACAGAGAGACGGCUGCAUUUGACUGCAGUGGGAAAACACUUACGUCAAUACCGCAGCACAUCUGGAUGAAUGUGACCGAGUUGGAUCUGUCUGACAAUCUGUUAGACUUAACCCACAGUGACAGCUUCAAGCGCCUGAACCUCUUCAGCCACUUGGUCACACUGAACCUAUCAGGCAACUACCUCCCUCUACUGUUAAAAGACCAUCUUCACAGCCUUUCUUCUCUUAAAGUACUAGACCUGAGUAGGUGCAAACUGGCCGCGGUGGAGGCGAACGCUCUGACCAGCCUCUCCAGUUUACAGAUGCUCUUCCUGGGGAACAUUCCAUCUGCUGCAGUUCAAGACCUGAGACUGAAUCAGUUUGUUCAACUCGGAGGAGAACCGAAUAACAGACAGGAAGUGGGAAACAGAGUAAAGUUGAUCAGAGACUCAAAGAGCAUGACACAGGAUGACCACAAUGAUGGAUAUUCUAAAGAUGUCAACCAUGGAGCCUUCCUCCGUAAACUACUCGCAGUGGAAACAACUGCAAACACUACAACCACAACAAAUAAUGGAACAAAGACCACAGGCAUUAAUGAUCCAAAAACGUCUUCAGAGAGCUGGAAGGUCCUUGUGGCUGUUCUGGUGUCAGCUAUCACCCUCUCUGUUCUUAUCGCUUUGAUGGCCAAAUUCAAAGUUGUGCACAAGUAUCUGGCAAGCUACAGACACUCCAGGCUCAGCGAAGUAGACGCCACGAGUCAGUGUGACACUGCAAACUUUGAGGUGGGAUUCUCGAGCCACGGUGGCCCAGGGACUCGCGCAGCUGCAUCUACCAAUGAAAAUGAAGAGGAUGAUGAUGGGUUUAUUGAAGAUAACUAUAUACAAGCGAGUGAGAGUGAGAGAGCCACAAGAGCAGCAGCAGCACUGACUGAUGAUGAUGAGGAGGAGGAGGAGGAGAUUGAAUUUAGUAUUGGUUAGCCUCAUUAAGUCUAAUCUUAUUUGGUAAUAUUUAUAAUAACUUGCAUUAAUAAGUUACUAACAAACAUUCAAUAUUUCAUAAUUAUUAGUUAAACUGUUCAUUGAGAAAAAAUGAAUAUACAGUGCCCCCAGCCUAUCUAAUGCAAUGAAAUUGUGCCAAAUAGAUUCUUGGGACACUUUAUGAUAGUAUUUGAAAAUAUAUAAAUCAAAGUUUAAUUACAUUUGAAUGUAGGCCUUAAUGAACUAAUGAUCUGUUAAGCAUUUUAACAUGUUUGUUAACAUUAUUAAUGAAAGUUAUUAUAAAACUUUAUUUUAAAUCAUGAUAUUAAUAAUCAUUAACGCUUAAAAAUUUGUCCUUCUCUAAUUUGCAUUUACAUUUACUAUUAAUUGCCUUCUGGAC